GACGUGGACCGGGUUGUGGGCUUGGGCAGCUCCAGCGGCAGCGCCGGCCGGGGGAUGCUCUCCAAGGAGGACAAGGAAGCGGCCAAAAUGGGGCUCUCCGUCUUCACGCACCAGAAAGUCUCCAGCAGCCCUGAGACGUCUGGCUCCAAGAAGAAGCAGGAAAAGGAGGAGAAGGUGGAGGAGAAACGACCGGAGGGCGGUAAGAAAUCCAAAAAGGAGAAAAAGAAAAAAAAAAAGAGGAAACACAAGAAGGAAAAGAAAAAGGACAAACAUCACAGGAAGGAUGCUGCUCCGUCGUCCUCUGAUUCUUCUCCAGAUCGGGAUGAGAGGCACCACCGAAGGAAAACCCAGCAGCGCUCCGAGACGUCGCGGCACGGCGGCCAGCGGCGUCACGACACCGAUUCCUCUGCCAGCA
Molecule: messenger RNA, 415 nt
Organism: Pelecanus crispus (Dalmatian pelican)
Lineage: Eukaryota; Metazoa; Chordata; Aves; Pelecaniformes; Pelecanidae
Source: RefSeq, a predicted model, not a curated record